Molecule: messenger RNA, 1248 nt
Organism: Penicillium longicatenatum
Lineage: Eukaryota; Fungi; Ascomycota; Eurotiomycetes; Eurotiales; Aspergillaceae
Product: class II DAHP synthetase family protein
Exons: 3
Coding region: 1-1248 (415 amino acids)
Biological process (GO): aromatic amino acid biosynthetic process
Molecular function (GO): 3-deoxy-7-phosphoheptulonate synthase activity
Source: RefSeq, a predicted model, not a curated record
AUGUCUUCAACAUUCCAGUACAGUCAAGAAUUGACCUCCUGGUCCUCCGUUUCCUGGAAAACCAAGGAGGCAUAUCCCCAACGGGUCAACUACCUCGACAGCCUAGGUAUGGAGCGAGCCUGUGCACGCAUCGGCCGAUUACCUGCCCUUGUCAGCCAAGCCAGGAUCGAUGAACUCAAGGACCAUUUUGCAGCCGCUGCUAAUGGGUCAGCGUUCAUCCUUGUGGGCGGCGACUGCGCCGAGAACUUUGAUGACGUUCAAGAAGACAUUAUCCGAGAUAAGUAUCGGCUACUGCAGGACCAGGCUGCGAAGAUCGAGUCGGUACUGCAGGUCCCGGUGCAUACAAUCGGACGGAUUGCGGGCCAGUAUGCCAAGCCGAGGUCUCAAUUGAUGGAGACUCUGGAGACUGGCGAAGUCGUGCAUUCUUUUCGUGGCCAUAAUGUGAAUGGUAUUGGGAUUCAGGAAAGGGCUCCUGACCCGGAACGUCUGGUUCAGGGAUACUUGUAUGCUGCGGCGACGGUGAAUUGUCUUUCUGUUAUUAGCAAGCUGGAAGGUCGAGAAAUAUGGACCUCGCAUGAAGCUCUGCAUUUAGAGCUGGAAACAUCGCAAACAAAACAAGGCUAUAAUACCUCCGCUGGUUUUCUGUGGCUGGGCGAACGAACCAACCAACCCAAUAACGCCCAUGUCGAAUACCUUCGAGGCUUGGAGAACCCUCUCGGCGUGAAGGUUGGACCCACUGCCACGCCCGAGAGCGUGCUGGCAGUGCUGAAAAGGCUAUGCCCUCAAGGUGUGGCAAACGUGGAGAGAGUAUUGCCUCCAUUGGUAGAAGCGGUGCGGAAGAGUCCUUACCGAGUUGUGUGGAUGAGUGAUCCUUGCCAUGGGAACACCAUUUCGGCCAACGGCAUUAAGACACGAUGUGUUGCUACCAUGCUUGAGGAGGUACAGAGGAUUAUAGACGUGCUAUGUCUUCAUGGUCUCGCCUUGGGUGGUCUGCAUCUCGAGCAGACGGGGGAGGAUAUCCAUGAAUGCGUAGCCGGUACGACGGAAGAAGGCCUACAGCUGACUGCAGGCGAUAAGUAUCGCACGCUCUGUGACCCUCGUCUUUCUGGGGAGCAGGCACGUCGGCUCGUACAUGAUGUUGCUGAACUGCUGAAAGAAAGGGGACCUCGAUUGGAGCAAAAGCAGACCGGAUGGAGAGACUGGCUUUCAUUGAAUUGGAACACAGAAACCAGGUACCCAGAUUUAUAG